AUGUUCGAAUUCAACUCAAAAAUCCUAAAUUACUCAGUGUUUUCCAGUUUUGAAUUUUCAAAUUUGCAAUCCGAUAUAAUAGAACAUUUCUUAGAAUCAGUAGAAGAUGAUGUGAAACAAGUAAUACAUACAAUCAAAAUCUGCCAUUGUGAAAUUACUGAUGCACCAGAAGUUAUAAUAAAUGAUUAUCCAAAUUUGGAAACAUUGGAUUUACAAGACAACAAUUUAGAUAAUAUAAAUUUUAUAUCGAAACUUCCAAACAGCAUAAAAGAGCUUUAUUUAGGUCAGAACAAGAUAUCGACAGUGUCGGACGUAUUUUUUAAUUUAAAGGAUCUAGAAGUGGUGGAUUUAAGUGGAUGUGACAUUGAGAGUCUUAACUUCAUGGUAUUUAAAGAUAAUGGAAAGUUACUUGUGCUUAAUGUGUCUCACAACAAAAUUGAAUCUUCAGAAUCUGAAGAAUAUUUAAAAAAUAUUAAGUGUGUUGAUUUUAGUUACAACAAACUAACAAAAUACUCUAAUAUACCUUCGUUGUGUUUAGAUUUUAGCUACACAAAUUUGUCAGGAUAUCAUUGGUUCAAUAUUAGUGCAGAAAACCAGACAGUUUUGAUUGAGAAAUUUUAUUUUUCUGGAAAUAGUAGAUUAAAAUUAAGAGCAACUAAUAUAAAAAACGAUUCUUUACCAUUAGUAAUUAAAUUUUUCAAUAUCUCAAACUUCCAAGGUGAUGUAUCUGAUUUAGAAUUAGAAAAUGUUAAAGUACGUAAAUAUUUAUCUUUGAAAGAUUCUAAAAAAGUAAUUUUGGAUAAAUCUACAUUUGAUUUUAAGUUAUUAUUUUUUUCUGAAGGCACAAAUGCUACUUUCGAUCUAUCAAAUUGUUCUAUUGAUGAUAUUCCUAAUAACUAUUUUGAAGAAUAUAAUUUGGGAAGACUAAAUCUUUGUUAUAACAACUUUCCUAAUUUAAAAGAAAAUUUAUUUAAAAACGCAUACAUAGUAGAACUAGAUUUGUGUAAAAGUAAUAUAAAAGAUGUUGAUAACAACACGUUUUCUGGAUUACACGUGCAUUUGCUUAAUUUAUCAAAAAAUAAAUUACAAAAUUUGACAUUUUUGAAAUCAAUAGAAACAGUGCGUUUUGUAGAUUUAUCAGAAAAUAAUAUAAAAAUUCUUACUCCCAACCAAUUUUUUAACAUAAAAAAUUUAGAAGUACUGGAAUUAAGUAAUAAUGAAAUUAUUUCGUUAGAAAAGAACGUUUUUAAUAAUAAUCUGCAAGUAUUAAAAUUAAAUGGUAAUAAAAUUUCUGAAAUUAAAAACGGAACAUUUUACAAACUAACAAAUUUAAGAGAAUUGUAUUUAGAUGACAAUCCUAUAAUAUUUGUUGAUAAUAAUGCUUUUGAAAAUUUACCAAUUUUAGAAGUUUUAAGUAUGGCUACAACAGAAGUGUACGUUUUAAAACCUUAUGCCAUUAAAAAUGUUAACAGUCUUAAAAAGGUUUAUUUUAAAGCUACCGUAUCUAUAUGGAAAAUACUGAUGGAAUAG
Molecule: messenger RNA, 1530 nt
Organism: Psylliodes chrysocephalus
Lineage: Eukaryota; Metazoa; Arthropoda; Insecta; Coleoptera; Chrysomelidae
Source: the annotation of a GenBank genome assembly